Messenger RNA from Artibeus jamaicensis (Jamaican fruit-eating bat), 1226 nucleotides. It is a transcript of the gene IZUMO1, whose product is annotated as izumo sperm-oocyte fusion 1. Gene Ontology annotation, biological process: fusion of sperm to egg plasma membrane involved in single fertilization; sperm-egg recognition; heterotypic cell-cell adhesion. Bases 1 to 1143 code for a protein of 380 amino acids. The transcript is spliced from 9 exons. Gene Ontology annotation, molecular function: protein binding involved in heterotypic cell-cell adhesion; signaling receptor binding. The record is from RefSeq and is a predicted model, not a curated record. Gene Ontology annotation, cellular component: acrosomal membrane; plasma membrane. NCBI's taxonomy places the organism in Eukaryota, Metazoa, Chordata, Mammalia, Chiroptera, Phyllostomidae.
AUGGGGCCGCGGCUUUCCCUCCUGGUAGGGGCGCUGGCCAGCUGCCUGCUUUCUGCCUUGGGUUGUGUCAUAUGUGAUACAAAGGUCGUGGAGGCGCUAAACUCCUUCGAGACGGAUUACUUGCCUGGUCACCUGGAGGCUGAGCAUCACAAAAACGUGAUGAAAAGGUUAAAGGAUACUGUGCAGGAUUUCAAGAAUCUGCCGAUUGACGAGGAUUCCUACAUGGGGGUCAUCGACGAGCCCACGCUGGAAAAGGCAUCCUGGAGUUUGCUGAAGGAUCUGAAACGCAUCACGGACAGUAAUGUAAAAGGUGAGCUCCUGGUGAAGGAGCUGUUCUGGAUGCUGAGCCUGCAAAAGGAUACCCUUGCCAGAUAUGUCACUCAGUUCCAAAAGGAGGCUUUUUGUCCCAACAAAUGUGGUAUGAUGCUGCAGACUCUGAUCUGGUGCAGUACCUGCCAGAAGGAGGUUCACGCUUGUCGGAAGUCCUUGGAUUGCGGAGAGCGCACCAUCAAGGUCCAUGAAAUGGAAGACAUGAUCCUGGACUGUGAGCUCAACUGGCACCAAGCCUCUCAAGGCCUGACCGAUUACAGCUUUUACAGGGUUUGGAGGAACCACUCUGAGACCUUGGUGUCCAAGGGGAAAGAGCCCACCCUGACAAAGACCAUGGUGGUUCCGAAGGACGCGGGGACGUAUCGCUGCCAGCUGGACACUGUGAAAUCCAGCCCCGCCACCAUCAUCCGCUUUCAUGUCAAAGUGUUGCCCAAAAGAAUCGUAGAGGAGACAUCAUCCUCAAACACCACAAACCAGGCCGGGGAGGCCCCGAAUGGGAUCACCCAGCGCCCCGCCAAGCCGCCCACGGCCCUACAGUCCUCCUCGUCCCAGUCUCCGAAGGUGGAGAAUGUGCUGCGCAGACUCCUGGUCGGGAUUCUGAGCUGGGGCUUUAUGGUGCUGAUAGCCAGCAUCGCCAUCCUGAUACUUUGCUAUUGGGCUGAGAGGAAUCCUUCGUACUUCAAGGAUGUCGUAAAGCACUGGUUCGGCACUGGCAAGAAAGAUGCUCCGAGCUCCGAUGCUCCAGAGACAAAGGCCGACGUAAAGGCCGACGUAAAGGCCGACGUAAAGGCCGACGAAUCAAGGACUCAAUAAAGAUUUAUCUGUUUGUCUAAGUAUCUGACUCACUCCUCCGUACGAUCCUAACUUUUGGUCCCCCCGCCGCCCCCCCCCCCCCC